This is a messenger RNA of Dimorphilus gyrociliatus, 1904 nucleotides long. The record is from the annotation of a GenBank genome assembly. Lineage: Eukaryota; Metazoa; Annelida; Polychaeta; Dinophilidae.
AUUUUUAUUUUCGUUUCAUAUCUAUAAGAAAUAUGGACGUCUCAAAAAUACGAAUACGUAUAGACCCUUACAUAUCUAAGCUGGUUUCCUUACAACUUCAUUGUAUUCUUAAGGAAGAUUCUAAGUUCAGUAAUUGUAAGGUGGAAGAGGAGGAUUUACAUCAUUUCGUGGUCUCAUCCUCUCGACAUGAUAACUUGCAUACUCUUUAUACUAGACUCGAAAAAUUUACUUCCAAAUUUGCAGUUUAUGAUUGCAAGAUAGUGCCAAGUGAAUAUUCAAAGUUUAUAGAUUUGCUAUUGAAAGAAUAUGAUUGGAGAGAUUAUGAACCAAUAAGUAAAACAGAAAUAGUUGUAUUUGGCGAUUCGAAAAAUGCAGAGAAAAUGAUUUCUUCAAAAAAAUUUCAAUCAAAAAUAGAUCAUGCUUUCAAGAAAACAGAUUUAAUUUUCUGUGAUUAUAGUUUUCCGACAUCUGCAGAAACUGCUAGUGCUACAGCAACAGCAGCAGCGACGUUCACGACUACAAGAAGCGCUGAAAAAGAUUCAAGAAAAACAAAAAAAGAAAUAAUUGAAAUUCCUUCACUAAUUAGAGAUAAGCUUCCGGAAUAUUUCUGUCUAAAAGGAAUAAAAGGACCAGAAGUAAAUUUUCUCAAAGGCGACAUAUGUAAGAUGAAAGUUGAUAUUCUUAUUUGCGGAACAUCACUGUCUUCUAAUUUUGGCUUAUUAAGAGAGAUUUGUAAAAUUGUACCAGAUGUAGGAAGACAAAUACAAACUCCUCUAUCAAGAAUUGAGAUACUGAAGGUCAAUUGCCACUUUAAAAAACUCAUGCUAGUGCCCUUACCCCCUGAACAGAAGCAGCUUAAAACUACUUUCAACAAAAUGAUCAAGGCUAUUAGUAGCGAGACAGGUAUUAAAACAAUUGCAACUCCAAUGUUAGGAGCAGUUAAGUACCGUGAUAGCACAAAAUGCCUAGAAUUGCUAUUAAGUGCAGUCUCACAAUUGUUAAGCACUCAGAAAAUUUUCGUUGUUGAUAUAUUCACCGAUUUUUUAAGCGAAAGGCCUACUUUAUUAAAGAGCUUUCAAGGUGUUCCACUGACUUUCGAGAAACAGAAAAUUUCGAAAGAAUUUUUCGACCCCAAUACUAUUAGAAAAACACGUUCUGUUUGUGCAUUUCCGUCCGAAUCGUAUACUCAACUCUCCUCUCUAAAUGCUCACAGAGCUAGUGUAAAAGACUUCUCAGAAAAAGGUACCGAUUAUGCUACAUACAGAAAGGAACCAUCUUUAUUUGACGAGGAAAUGGAUUGUUCUGAAGGAGCUACCAGUAGUUCUGAUCGGAAAUUACCGGGUUUUGAAUGCAUAGUUUGCUUUGAAUAUUCAGACGAGCCUUAUAAAUUACCAUGUGGCCACAUGUUUUGUAAAUCUUGCGUAAAAAAAUUAAAAUUACGAAAAAUAACAAAUUGUCCAACAUGUAGACAAACUUUUCAAGGACUAGAAGGAAAUCAACCUCCUGGGAAAAUGUUCCACAAAAUACUAAAAACUAGUUUAUCUGGUUAUGAAAGUUAUGAUACGAUAUGUAUUGUAUAUGAAUUUGAAUCAGGAACACAAACGGAUGAACAUCCAAAUCCAAAACACCCUUAUAAAGGUACGAUUAGAUAUGCAUAUCUUCCGAAUUCACCAGAGGGUCAGAAACUGUAUAAGCUUCUAGAACAAGCAUUCCAGCAAAAAUUAAUAUUUACGAUCGGAAAUUCUUCAACCACCGGCAAAAGCAAUACCAUCACUUGGAAUGAUAUUCCCCAUAAAACGAGCAUGAGGGGGGGACCAGAGAAUUACGGUUACCCCGAUAAAGGAUAUUUAGCGAAACUACUACAAGAAUUGAAAUUAAAAGGAAUAACAGAUGAAGACUUUUAA